Messenger RNA from Arabidopsis arenosa, 1484 nucleotides. The record is from the annotation of a GenBank genome assembly. NCBI's taxonomy places the organism in Eukaryota, Viridiplantae, Streptophyta, Magnoliopsida, Brassicales, Brassicaceae.
CCAAUAACUGUACAUUUCUCUCUCUCCUCUCUCUGUUUCUCUCUCUUCUUCUUGCGGUUUUUGUUUGAAAGGAGAGAACGAAGAAGAAGACGACAUCUGCAGAUUUUGGUAAUAAUCUUUAAGAAAUGGGAAAGCUUUUGUGUGAUUCCACGGCGACAUUUCAAUCUCCUUCACCUACGGUUCCUUGGAGAGAAACUUCAACAGCCGCCGUGUCUCUCGACGAUGUGGAUCUUGUUGACCAAUCCGCGGCUGCUGCGGCGGUGGAAGCGGUUGAGAAGACAAUGGCCGCCGCAACUACCACCGCCUGGGAUGAGGUUUUUGGAUUGGAGGAGUCGCAAAGACGGCAUCUGAGCCGGCUUCACGCGAGAGGUGUGUUGUGGAAGCAUCCUGGGAAAGAUGAAUCCUCAGCCUCCGUCGUUUUCCGUCUCUCACACGGCGGAGAGGUUUCUUCCGACGGGAACUGUUUGUUUACCGCGUCCCAGAAGGCUAUGGAGGCGCGUGGGAUUGACGCGCGAGAUCUACGGCGGCGUACGGUGAGGAGGUUUUUGGAGGAUUUCAGAUCUGCUAGCGAGGAGGAGAAGGAGGUUAUUACGGAUGCGAUUAGGCAUAUGUAUUCGCCGGAUCUGAAGAGUGGUUGGGGGAUUCAUAUUGUCCAGGAAGAGAAGUUGUUGGCGAAAAAAGAUGAACGUGAGAGUCUAGAUUCCGCCAUUGAAGAGCUUAUACAGAUUGGGAUGCAGAGAGAAACUGCAGCAGAGUCAAUCUACAGAGAGAGGUGUCUUCCUGUGAACGAUGGACUUAGUUGGGCAAAGUACAUGUCGAUUUCAGGCUCAACAGAGGAUGAGUAUGAUAUUAUUACCUUGCAGUAUACGGAAGAUGGGUUGUUAUCUGUAGAAGAGAACCGAGAAGGACAUGCUGCUGCUUUUGGGGAUGAUAUAGCAAUUGAAUGUCUUGCCACAGAGUUCAAACGAGAAAUCUAUGUGGUGCAAGCGCAUGGAUCAGAUGGGAUGGUAGAGGAAGAGAACUGUGUGUUCUUCCUUCCUCAUAAACCAAGAAGUGAAGUUCUUGAAGUCCCAGUCUUUCUUUUCAUGAAAGGCACAGGUUGGUGUGGUGGCGGAGCAGACCAUUACGAGCCCUUGAUUGCGAAUCCAUCUCCGCUGAUAUCUCAUGAGAAAGUCGCCCUCGUUCUCUAAAUUUUGAGCUUCUUCAAAAUCACAGUUUUUGGUAGUUUUAUUGUUGUGUUGGUAGAGAGAAUCAAUCAUGUUAGGGAGAGAGAGAGAGAUGAAAUUUGUGCAGGUUAUUGGCCUGCGAGUUUAAGCUGUUUUUAUCAGUUGUUAGUUUGAGAAGAGGAUUUGAUUUUUUGUUCACUAUUGGGAGAUGAAAACGGGAAAUUCUCUUUGUCUUUUCAAGAGUUGCGGCUGUAAUGUAAGAGUGUAAACUCAUAAUUUUUGUUUUUGACUUCUUUGAAAUGAAAAAGUUCCCCAUAA